Molecule: messenger RNA, 2014 nt
Organism: Mytilus californianus (California mussel)
Lineage: Eukaryota; Metazoa; Mollusca; Bivalvia; Mytilida; Mytilidae
Exons: 5
Coding region: 106-1032 (308 amino acids)
Source: RefSeq, a predicted model, not a curated record
GGUAAAACAAAUAAUUAUAAGAGCAGUGUUGAUCAAUUGUUAAAACAGAUCAGAUUUUGUGUCUGAAGGAAUAUUGUCGAUGAUAUACUAUAACUAAGAAAAGCCAUGAGACCAAAUAUAAAUACAGCUGGAUUACACAUUGCGCUUGUAAUAUGUAUUUAUUUUCAUUCCUCACAAUCGUGUGCCGAAUGGAAGAUCGUUAAUCCACCGAUAGUAUUUGGACAAACGGCUAGGUUGUCGUGCCUAGUGGAAUUAAAAACAAACAACUACAGUACUCCAACAUGGACAGGUGGAGCAAAUUACUCAACUAUUGCCUUCCAUGGCAGUACUGCGGAUAAGAAAAAAUACAGAGUAACCAACAUACAUAGAAACGAUCGGUUUGAGUCCGUUUUGGAAAUAUUUAACUUCAGAGAAAGCGAUGUAAACUGUGACUAUUCUUGCUCAUUUGGAUUUCAUGAAAACAGAAAACGUCUAAGAUUGACAGAAGAACAUUUUGUCUUUCCUAUAGAGCCAAAAACCACGACUGUUCUUUCAACAAUGCGGAAUGGACAUCUUGAUAUCAUUUUAGAAUUGAGAAAGGUGUACCCUGUUCCUAAAUGCCAAGUACUCUUGAACGAAGAAGAGGUAACAAAUCGUGUGAAAACUCACGUACGAAUGAAUGGGAUUUUUUACUCUAUGAACGAAACUCUUCAUCAUUUUGGGAAUCAUGAGGCCUGUAGUGUACUCCUAACAAUAUCUUGUAAUAUGGGAGUUAAAAAUUUUAGUGUAUACAAGAAGGCACUUAACACAUGCACAGGAGUAACAGUGACAGCAAACAAGGAACACCCUAGAUCUACUGACUCCAACGUUUAUGGUGGAAGCAUUGCUGUCGUUAUACUUUUCUUGAUUUGCGCAGUGGCUCUUGUUGCUAUUUCAAAGUAUAGCAAACUGAAAGAAAUUUUAUGCUGUAGAUUGUCUUGGAGGGAAGAAAAUAUUGAAAGAGAAAUUCCAUUAAUGGUCCAAGCGUCUAAGCAAAAUAGCAGUUCAAAUUGAAAUGACGUAUAACAUAUAGUGGAAUAAAUACUGGCAAUAGAGACCAUUUAUUGCCAACAUCUUUAUACUGAAAUACUGGCAAUAGAGACCAUUUAUUGGUAUCAUCGUCAUAAUGAAAAACUUGCAAAAGAGAUCCUUUAUUGGAAAUAUCUCUAUAACAAAAUAUUGACAAUGGAAAUCAUUUUAACGGCAACAUCUCUAUAAUGAAAAUAUUGUAAUAGACAUUCUUUAAUGCCAACUCCUCUAUAAUAAAAUACUGGCAAAAGAGAUCUUUUAUUGUCAACAUAUUUAUAAUAAAACACUGACAAUAGGAAUCCUUAUUGCAAACAUCUAAAUAAAAAGGUGACAAUAGAGAUCCUUAAUUGCAAGCAUCUCUUAAAUUAUAAUUACAAUACUGACUAUAUAUACCUUUAAUUAACACCAUCUCCAUACUAAAAUACUGGUUAAAAAGAGAAUGUCUUCUCAUUUUUUAUAAACUUGUAGUUUUGAGGGCUGCUGUAAUGGCAUCUCUGUCAUCAUAGACUUAGUAAAAAUAUUUCACAAAUGGAUAAAAGACAGCACGGCUUUUAACUGUAAAAAUAGCUUCAAAAAUAUUGUGAUGGGCUAUACUCAACCCUCGGUGUCAAACAAAUAUGGAUUCUUUAAGAUCUACUAUAAAAACCUCAAACACAAUCAUUACAAUUUUGCAAUAAUAUCAAAACUGUAGAUGUUCCUAUACUUUAAAUUACUUUUUAUGAUAAUCAAUUGAAAGAUCGACUACAUACGUUUAGUAUUCUCAUUUAAUGGUACUUUUCCUUCAAAAUUGAAUUUUUGUAGGUACAAAUUUCUUGUUUUGGGUCUCCAAAAAUUUUACUUCGCGAAGACUUGCACUGAUUCCUACAACAAAUACUCCGAAGACGAUAUAAUUAAAAUGCUUCAUUUUUUAUCGACAACAUAUUUGGCGUGUGUGGUGGUUUAUUUCAAUAAAAAGUAUUACAAUGUG